Microplitis mediator is the source of this 996-nucleotide messenger RNA. RefSeq lists its product as uncharacterized. Bases 1 to 996 code for a protein of 331 amino acids. NCBI's taxonomy places the organism in Eukaryota, Metazoa, Arthropoda, Insecta, Hymenoptera, Braconidae. The record is from RefSeq and is a predicted model, not a curated record. The transcript is spliced from 2 exons.
AUGGAGACUGAUUAUAUGGAUGGUAUUCAAAAUAAAUUAAUUUCUAUAUUAAAUGGAAUUAAAAAAGUAAGAGAUGAUUUGGACCAUGGAAGCGAAGAAACAAAAUUUCAAGUGGAGGAAUUGGGGGAUAAAGUCAAAGAAAUGGAAGAAAAUAAAUUUAAUGUUGAUAGUGAUGAUGAUUCUGAAGUGACGAUACAAAAUACUGUGGAUUUUAUUUUAGAAGAAGUGAAGCUCAUUAAAAAACAGGUGAUGAAUAGCAAAAAAGAAAUUAAAGGGCAGCUGAUAAAAUUGGGCGAGGCGAUAGGAAGAGUUGAGAAGAAAUCAAAUAAAAAAAAUGGCGAUGCUGUUAAAGAAAUAAAAGUUCAAUUGGCAGCUGCUUUGGAAGCUGCAAGACGAGCCGAAGAACGUUUAGCGGAAGAAAAAAAGGAAAAGGAAAAAUAUAUACUUCAAAUGGAAUUAAUGUUUGAGCGCAUUAAUAAAAUGGAGGAUAAAUGGGACAGAAGAGAACGCGAGUUCGAUACGAAAUUAGAAGAUAUGAAAAAUAAAAUAACUCAUAUGGAUGAUGAUAGCAGUUCAUGUUCAGCGAUUGAAGAUAAUGACAAAAAUUCAGCUAGAGAAACAUCAUUUAGUAAAAUGAAAAUUGCUCAAGAUUGGCCGUGGAAAGAAAGACAGGAAGACAGAAAAAAUAAUAUUAUUAUAAAGGGACUUGAAGUUGAUGAAAACGAUAACAAUAUCGUUGAUAAUGUUAAUGACUUUAUUGAAAUAAAAUUAAAUACUCAGAUUAAGGCAAUUGCUGCUAAAUAUCAAUUGAACAAAAAUAAAGAAAGAGAGCUGUUGGUUAAAUUGGAAAGUGAAGAGGAUGUGGAAGAAAUAAUGAGAAGGCAUAAGUUAGGCAGUGAUGGAAUUUUUAUCGAUUAUCAAGUCAUAACACCUCAGCGGGAAUUACGAAAACAAUUAAAAAUUAUUGUGGAAAAACAACUGAAACAUGCAUCGUAG